Dendronephthya gigantea is the source of this 697-nucleotide messenger RNA. RefSeq names its product coadhesin-like. Lineage: Eukaryota; Metazoa; Cnidaria; Anthozoa; Malacalcyonacea; Nephtheidae. The record is from RefSeq and is a predicted model, not a curated record. The transcript is spliced from 4 exons. Bases 104 to 697 code for a protein of 197 amino acids.
GUAAUAUUUUUUUUGUAUUUAAGCAGGAAAGAGAUUAAACUAUCAUAUCUUUCACACGGAUUGUUUGUACUUAAACGGAAGCAGUUACCAUGGGAACAUAUCAAUGACAGCCUCAGGUAUUCCAUGUCAGUCAUGGACAGAACAAUGUCCUCAUCGUCAUACCAUGAACACCAUGUAUCCAGAAUUAAACAACGCGAAGAAUUACUGUCGCAAUCCCAAAAACUCGGGACAGCGACCUUGGUGUUUUACUACAGAUAGGAACAAGAGAUGGGAGUACUGUGAUAUCCCUAAAUGUACACCAGUUCAUGGUAAUUAUGGCAACUGGUCAUUGAGCAGUCCGUGUAAUGUAACUUGUGGUGAAGGUUUUGAAACAUGGACACGAAAUUGCAACAAUCCUGAGCCAAAGUUUGAUGGAACAAACUGUAGUCAUCUAGGAGAGGCUAUUGAGCACAGACCAUGUCAGACAACACCAUGUCCUGUUGAUGGUGGUUAUAGCAACUGGAGUUUGAAUUCUCCUUGCAAUGUUUCGUGUGGUAAUGGAACUGAAAUAUGGCGACGUACUUGCAAUAAUCCAGAACCAAAAUACGGAGGCAGUAACUGCAGUGAACUGGGGAAGUCAAUGAGGUUAACGAAGUGCGCCAAAAAACCAUGUCCAGUUGAUGGUAACUAUGGCAACUGGACAAAAUUGUCGCCAUGA